This is a messenger RNA of Chlorella variabilis, 1600 nucleotides long. RefSeq lists its product as hypothetical. Gene Ontology annotation, biological process: carbohydrate metabolic process. Gene Ontology annotation, molecular function: phosphomannomutase activity. The transcript has 13 exons. Lineage: Eukaryota; Viridiplantae; Chlorophyta; Trebouxiophyceae; Chlorellales; Chlorellaceae. The record is from RefSeq and is a predicted model, not a curated record. The coding region runs from base 1 to 1404 and encodes 467 amino acids.
AUGGCCGCCAGCCUGGCAGCAGGGCUGGCCGACGCGGGGGUGUCGGUGGCGCGCUUUGGCGCCUGCACUACGCCAGCCAUGUUCAUGAGCUGCAUCCUGCCAGGCCACGAGUACGAUGGCGCUGUCAUGAUCACUGCCAGCCAUCUACCUGUCAACCGCAAUGGAGCCAAGUUCUGCACCGCUGAGGGCGGGCUUGAGAAGAAAGACAUCACCACGCUGCUGAUGCGUGCUGCUGAGCUGGCAGUGGAUGCAGGGCAGCUGCCGUCUGACCGCUAUAACGACCACGCCUUUGUGAUUACCGCGGCAUUGCAGGCCAGUAGCGCGCUGGUGCGGGUUGUGGAUUUCCUGCCGGAGUAUGCUGCCUACCUGCGCGAGGUGAUAAAGAAGGCCAUUGCAAACCCUGAGCACCCUGACUCACCGCUCGCUGGCUUCAAAAUCGUCGUCAACCCAGGCAACGGCGGCGGCGCCUUCAUUGCCGAUCAGGUGCUGGGCCCGCUGGGUGCUGAUGUGUCUGCCAGCAUUAAUAUGGAGCCAGAUGGCUCCUUUCCCAACCACACGCCUAACCCAGAGGACAAGAAGGCGGUGCAGGCGACGCGGGUUGCGGUGCUGGAGGCAGGCGCCGACUUGGGCAUUAUGCUGGACACAGAUGUGGACCGGAGUGGUGUGGUGGAUGCCGCCGGGAAUGGCAUCAACCGCAACCGUUACAUUGCACUAAUGAGCGCUAUCACGCUGCGGGAGAACCCCGGCGAGACGAUUGUUACCGACUCAUGCACCUCCAACGGCCUUGCCACCUUCAUCCAGCAGCUGGGCGGCAAGCACUUCCGCUUUAAAAAGGGUUACAAGAAUAUCAUUAAUAAGGGUGUGGAGCUGAAUCAGGCAGGCGUGCCCUCCCCCCUUAUGAUGGAGACCAGCGGCCAUGGCGCAAUGCGGGAAAAUUACUUCCUGGAUGACGGCGCGUACGGCGCGUUGAAGAUCGUGGUUGAGAUGGUGCGGCGGCAGCUGGAGGGCGCAGGUGACGUGGGGGACCUGCUCAAAGACCUGCGGGAGCCGGUGGAGGCAAUGGAGAUUCGCGUGGCCAUUCAGGCCAGUGAUGUCCGUAGCGAGGGCGAUCUGGUGACGGCGGCUUUCAAGCAGUGGGUUGAUGCAGGCUGUGGCGGCGCCGACCACUGGCAGCUGGAGCCGGAGAACUACGAGGGGUGGCGGGUACGCGUCACUGAGGAAGGCGGCAAAGAGGGCUGGAUUUUGCUGCGCCCCUCGCUGCAUGACCCAGACAUUGUCUUGAACGUGGAGAGCGAGCAUGUGGGCGGUAUGCGUGCCAUCCUGCACCAUCUGCUUGAAUUCUUCAAGGCUCAUCCAGAAUUCCAAGUGUGCACAGGGCGUGUGGAGGAGUUUGUUUAUGGCUAAUUCGCUUUUGGUUUACUUGGCUGGCUUGGUUGUAACACAUUGUGCUGAGCAAGCAGCGGGACAAGUGGACCGCGGCGGGCGGCGCCAUGCCCGGCCAUCCCAUCGCCACAUCGCUGACGGCAAGGGGCAGUGCGGUGGGGACAUUGAACCAGCACACAGACAUGCAUGUCCCAGGUCGCAGUAAGACGGACACACU